GGAACUGCACUCACCUCUUGCGCGUGACAAUCAUCGGUUCCGGGCUACCGGCUGAGCCCGCCCACACUUGUUGAAGUUUUGUGAGUGGUUGGCACCGGGGUUACAUCUGCCGCCGUGCGGCGCCCCUUCCCUUCACCAUGAGCGCCAAGAAACAUGCCAUCGAGAACAAUCUCGAAGCUGGAUUCUUCAGCAAGAUGAGCUCACUCAGCAUUAACGAGCCCUAUGAGCGCAAGAUCAAGCCUUUGUCCAGCACCAAGGGCAAGCAGAUGAUGGUUUCACGCGGAGGCGAUCUCUUCGAGAAGAAGCCCCCUCGUGCAUUUGAGGGCGAAGCCUAUUUUGACCCGGUUAAAUACCAGCACAAGCUUGAGCGCAAGGCCAAGCAGAAGCAGUUGACCUAUCGCUUCAACCCCGGUGGCAAGGGUUGCGACACCUUUGAUGGACCCAUCUCGCACAUGGAUCCCCGCUCACGCCCCGUCAAAAAGAGUGCCAAGGAGCCACGCAACUUCCUGACCAAUCCCGGCAAGAAGGGAACCGGCUUUGGGUUUUCAGGCGUAACUCUCAGUCAGCCGGCUUACCUGCCGCAAGAUUUCGAGUCCGAGCAGCGUCUCGAGCUCACUCGCAAAAAACUUGAGCCUCGCGGAAAGCGCUUUCAAACUGUUGUGCGCAGCAGUUCCAACGGCACCUUUGACUCCAAUCCCUAUCGUCCCUAUUCUGGGAAGCUCCCGCGUCCGCGUACAACCCCGGCUGCCAAGGCGAAAGAGCCAGUGGUCCCGUUCAAGCCGACCUCUACUUCGGGCUCGCGCAAGGCGGUGGCGGGUAAAACGUCUCACCUGGACACGUUCUCCCCAUUCAGCUAUGCCCCAGACCCAUAUCAGAAGAAGACCAAGAAGAAGACAAAGGCCAACCCCAAAACCUUUCGACCAACAGCUCCGGCCAAGUCGAGCUACGUCCGCUCCCCCAUGGCCAUGACAGUCACACGUUCCCUCCUGCCCCGUUUGCCGUUGCUGAGCCGUUUGAGUGGCGUCAAGUUGCAGCCAUGGCCUGUCAUCAACUGA
Monosiga brevicollis MX1 is the source of this 1055-nucleotide messenger RNA. RefSeq lists its product as uncharacterized. Gene Ontology annotation, cellular component: centrosome. The record is from RefSeq and is a predicted model, not a curated record. The transcript is spliced from 8 exons. The coding region runs from base 138 to 1055 and encodes 305 amino acids. NCBI's taxonomy places the organism in Eukaryota, Choanoflagellata, Craspedida, Salpingoecidae.